CAGAAUACGGGUCGGAAAAGUGAUUUGCGUUCCACGCGUGUCUUCAAUGUCAACGUUUGUGUGUGUGUGUGUUAGAGAUGAAGCGGAGUUCAGUUCCUCACAGCGCUGUGUAAAUUGACACAGUCCACAGAGCGUGAGAGGGUGAUGAUGGCAUCGUGUGUCCAGAGCAGGGUUCUCCUUCUGUCUGUGCAGGUUUUGUCCAGAUCGUCCUCGGGGUCUCGUCAGUGUGUGCGGCGCGCCUUUUCCUCGUCCCCAUGUGUGUUCUCAGCGGGAGAGUGGAGGAGACCCUCAGCGGGCGGGUCCAGGGCAGAUCAGGUGUCUCACUCAUCAGGGAGAACGUGCAGGAACCUCUCGGCCGCCGCCACGGCAUUUCUAAAUCAGCUCCGCCCCCUGAGCCGUUACGACCCGCUGGACCUGGGUGAGGUGGAGGAAAACACGCGCAAGGCCCUCACCUGCAAACACCUGAGACGCUUCAUCAUCGACCCAGAGGUCGCCCGCGUGGUCACCGAGCACCUCACGUCCGACAUUGAUGAGGGCAAGGCCGUCAUAUUCGAGUGCAACCCAGGACCGGGUGUGUUAACCCGCACACUGCUGAACUGUGGAGCUCACAGACUGGUGGCGCUGGAGAGUGAUAAAUCCUUCCUGCCUGAGCUGGAGGAGUUGGAGAGUAAGUUGGACGGACAGUUGCAGGUGGUCCACUGUGAUUUCUUUAAGCUGGAUCCGAUCGGUCACGGCAGCAUGAAGCCUCCAGCCAUGUUCUCUGAGAAACUCUUCACCGAUCUGGGGAUCUCUGAGGUGCCGUGGACGGCAGACAUUCCGGUGAAGGUGGUGGGGAUUUUCUCUCAGAGGAAUGAGAGAAACAUGUUAUGGAAACUCCUCUACGCGCUGUAUGAGCGCCUGUCUGUGUUCCGCUACGGCCGAGUGGAGCUCAUCAUGUUCAUCAGUGAGAGAGAGUACACUAAACUGUCAGCGAGACCUGGAGAUUACAGAAACUAUCAGGCUCUGAGCGCGCUGUGGCAGAUCGCAUGUGAUAUCGAGCUUUUGCACCAGGAGCCAUGGUCUUCUUUUGUAACAACGUCGAAGCAUGGAGGCCCAGCGAUCCCUAAGAGCACUCAUGUGCCUAAUGAUCACCUGUGCUUGGUGAGGAUCACUCCUCGUGAAGAUUUGUUCUCGUCCAUCGUCACGCCAUUUAACAGUAGCACGUUGGUGAUGAUGGUCAAACAGUGUCUGACUAAACGCCGCUGCAGACUCAUCGACAAGCUCAAUUCCUGGAGCGCGGGCAGUGGCACAGAUCUUCUGAUGCAGAUGGGCCUCUUUGAGGACGUGAUGACGGGACAGAUUUCACCGAGCGAGUACAAACGCCUGUUCGAGCUGAUGGAAAAAUCAGAGGAGUUCACACAGAGCUGGCUUUAUGAUGAGAUCCUGGAGAACACCAAAAACACAGGCUGUGGAUAAAAACGACACAAUAACACACACAAGCACACACAUAUACUGUACACACACAGGAUUGGAGGCAUGAUUUUAUAGUGUGAUGUUGCAUCAUCAGCAGCAUAUUUUUUUUUUCACCACGUAUAAUUUUGGAGAAAUAGUUAAAUAAAUUAUAAUAGUGAUUAAUAUUAAAAUGAACUUUAUAAUUCUGUUUACCUUCAUAUGUCAAAGCACUGAACUUACUUAGGUGUAAAAUAAUGUUACUGUGAAAGAAUAUUCAGGAAAUAACCAAAUAUUUAUAGAAAACAAGGGAUUUUCUUUUAAAAGCAAACAUUUACAACUUGUAUAACUUAUAAUCAUUUAAUAUCACUUCCAAUAAAAAAAUAAUUUAGGUGUUUCCAAUUUAGCAUGAUGAAACCUGGCAAGGUUCAGACAUAUAUUCAUCUGAGCAGAUCAGAUUUAUGAUAUUUUAUGAAAAUCAAUUGUGUGCAUUUUAAAUGCCUCAUUAUUUCAGCACCUGAACUUCUAAGUUCUUCUAAGUAACUUCAAGUUCUAAAAAAUGUGUUUAUAUACAGUAUAUAAUGUGUUGUUUGGCUACCUUCAUAGCCGCAAGCAGUAUGAGACGACACUGAGUUUGUUUUAUAAGAAGGACUGUGUUUUCCCCCUUCAUCAUUAAUGUACAUAUAAGUUAUGUUAAUAUGAAUUUAUCAUAAAAAAGGAAAUAAAGA
This is a messenger RNA of Clarias gariepinus (North African catfish), 2156 nucleotides long. RefSeq names its product transcription factor B2, mitochondrial (gene tfb2m). Gene Ontology annotation, biological process: transcription initiation at mitochondrial promoter; rRNA methylation. Lineage: Eukaryota; Metazoa; Chordata; Actinopteri; Siluriformes; Clariidae. Gene Ontology annotation, cellular component: mitochondrial matrix. Bases 145 to 1455 code for a protein of 436 amino acids. Gene Ontology annotation, molecular function: rRNA (adenine-N6,N6-)-dimethyltransferase activity; mitochondrial transcription factor activity. The record is from RefSeq and is a predicted model, not a curated record. The transcript has 9 exons.